Nylanderia fulva is the source of this 2043-nucleotide messenger RNA. It is a transcript of the gene TMS1, whose product is annotated as serine incorporator TMS1. The record is from RefSeq and is a predicted model, not a curated record. Lineage: Eukaryota; Metazoa; Arthropoda; Insecta; Hymenoptera; Formicidae. Gene Ontology annotation, cellular component: membrane.
CUGCAAAUAGCUGUGUGUCGCUGUUAGUCCGUGAUUGUUAUUAUUGUAGUACAGUGACUUUCUCGCGGAAGAUUUUCCUCGCUAUUUUCUCGCUCGGCGAGAUUCCGCUUCGGUUUUCCUGGUGAGGAAAUCUUCUUCCAGUUUUUCGCGGAGCAUCGUCUCAUCUUUCUUUGACAGCUCGAGCGACGAGGAAAUCUCAUCAUGGGUCUCGUGUGCUCAACGGCUCAGCUUGCGUGCUUGUGCGGAAGCACAGCUUGCAGUUUCUGUUGUUCUCAAUGUCCCUCGUGCAGGAACAGCACAAGUACUCGCAUCAUGUACGCAUUGCUCUUAUUGUUGGGAACUAUUGCAGCCUGUAUUACUUUGGCUCCUGGACUUCAGAAUGUUCUUAAAAAGGUACCGUUCUGCGCAAAUAGUUCCAGUUAUGUUCCAUCAGAAGUUACUCUCGACUGCGACUCUGCUGUUGGUUAUUUAGCAGUCUAUAGAAUAUGUUUUAUUCUUUCUCUGUACUUCUUCUUGAUGUCUGUAAUGAUGAUCAGAGUGAAAAGUUCACAAGAUCCAAGAGCACCGAUACAAAAUGGAUUCUGGGCAAUUAAAUAUCUUUUGAUCAUUGGAGGAAUUAUUGGUGCUUUCUUUAUCCCAGAAAAAUCAUUUGGAUCUACUUGGAUGUAUUUUGGGAUGUUAGGAGGUUUCCUUUUUAUAAUUAUUCAGUUGAUUUUGAUUGUUGAUUUUGCUCAUUCUUGGGCUGAUGCGUGGGUAGGAAAUUAUGAGGAGACUGAAUCAAAAGGAUGGUAUGCCGCACUAUUAGGUGCAUCUUUCUUCAAUUAUGCUGUUUCUAUUACUGGAAUAGUAUUACUUUAUGUAUAUUAUACACAUGAAAGUACAUGUGCCCUUAACAAAUUUUUCAUUUCAUUUAAUUUGAUUUUAUGUGUCAUUACCAGUAUUGUAUCAGUAUUACCUACUGUACAAGAACAUCAACCACGAUCAGGGCUUCUUCAAUCUUCUGUGGUAACAUUAUAUGUGGUAUAUUUAACAUGGAGUGGUAUAUCAAACAGUCCAGAUCAUGAAUGCAAUCCUGGUUUUCUUGGUAUAUUUGCUGGUAAUGAUGUACAAAAUCGUGUCACGUUUGACAAGGAAAGUAUUAUUGGACUUAUAAUCUGGUUUAGUUGCGUUUUAUACAGUUCCUUACGUACAGCAUCUAAAUCAUCAAAGAUUACAAUGUCCGAAAAUGUACUGGUUCAGGAUAACGGAGCUGUUAGGAAUGCAGGAGAGCAGUCUCUUAUUGGUGGUGAAGAUUAUGCUACAUUAGAAGGACGCAAUCCUGAUGCAGAAAGUGGGAAUGAUGUCAAAGUUUGGGAUAACGAAGAAGAAAAAGUGGCAUAUAACUGGAGUUUCUUCCAUCUCAUGUUUGCUCUCGCUACUUUGUAUGUUAUGAUGACUCUUACAAACUGGUAUAAACCAAACUCCAGUCUCAACACCUUAAAUGCCAAUGCUGCUUCAAUGUGGGUGAAGAUUAUUUCUUCAUGGAUGUGUUUGGGUCUUUAUGUAUGGUCAUUGAUAGCACCUACCGUUUUCCCGAAUAGAGAUUUCUCUUCUUAAGCUUCUGAACUUAUCAUAAGCGAAAAUCCAGCAGUCUGUGAAACAGACAUUUCUCUGCUUAUGAUCUAACAUUGAAAUGCUAAUCACGAUUAUUUACGCCAAAUAAUGCAAUUUGAAAUAUUGCAUAUUAAAAGUAUAUUAAUAUAUUAUAAGUAAUAGAUAUUUUAUGUGCGAAUUUGCUUCCUCAAUAAUAUCUUUGACAUAUAGAUAUUAUAUUGCAGAGAAUAUAUGUGUUAUAUAUGCUGCAUGUAAUUUUAGCACUAAACUUUUAUUAACCAAUCUUUUAAGUUAUGCAAAUUGAUUUAACUUUCAGUUUAAUAAUGUGCUUUAUUCUGGGAUAUUAAUUGUUAUGUUGUUAUUACAUGCUUUAUAUGCUAUAAGAGACUCAGUUCUAUUAAUAUAUGUGUGUGUGAAAUAAUACGUAUAUAUGAAAAAUUACAGUACAUA